Fusarium vanettenii 77-13-4 is the source of this 504-nucleotide messenger RNA. RefSeq lists its product as uncharacterized. Bases 1 to 504 code for a protein of 167 amino acids. The transcript is spliced from 3 exons. The record is from RefSeq and is a predicted model, not a curated record. NCBI's taxonomy places the organism in Eukaryota, Fungi, Ascomycota, Sordariomycetes, Hypocreales, Nectriaceae.
AUGGCUUCGGAGGUGGCUGUGGGGGGAGUGGCGGCCCCCUCAGCAACCAGCAGAAGGCCCGGAUGCGGCGUCGCGCACGGCACCUCCCCCGGCAUGCCGGCGCUGGAGGAGGUGGCCAGAACCAGGUCCCUCCCAUUGGAAAUACGCAGAACCCCUCCCGCGCAGAACCCAGUCACUCCCGCCGGCACGCAGAGCCCAGAUCUUCACGUCGGUGCGCAGACCAUCAAUCCCCCCAUCGGCAAUACGCAGAAUGCAGUCCCUCACACGCAGAACCCAGUCACUUCCACCAGCGAUACGCAGGACCCAGAUUCUCCCACUGGCACGCAGAACCCAGUCAUUCCCACCGGCAAUACGCAGAACCCAGAUCCUCCCGCUGGAAUACACAGAACACGAAACGCACACCCUCCAGCCACUAACAGGCUUCCUCCCCAGCCGGCAAUACGAGGAGCUCUGAUGCAUAUGGUGCCCUAUGUGACCGAAUGCCGAGUUUGUGAUGCGUACUAA